This is a messenger RNA of Mirounga angustirostris (Northern elephant seal), 1525 nucleotides long. It is a transcript of the gene CNN1, whose product is annotated as calponin 1. Gene Ontology annotation, cellular component: focal adhesion; actin cytoskeleton. The record is from RefSeq and is a predicted model, not a curated record. NCBI's taxonomy places the organism in Eukaryota, Metazoa, Chordata, Mammalia, Carnivora, Phocidae. Gene Ontology annotation, molecular function: actin filament binding. Gene Ontology annotation, biological process: actomyosin structure organization; actin filament organization. The transcript is spliced from 7 exons. Bases 103 to 996 code for a protein of 297 amino acids.
GUGAGGAGGGAAGAGUUUGCAGACGGAGCCUUAGCAGCUGCCUCGGUCGGGUCCUCAGAGGGUCCUCAGAGUUACUGCUACCGCGGCCCACCACCAGCCGGCAUGUCCUCUGCUCACUUCAACCGGGGCCCCGCCUAUGGCUUGUCGGCUGAGGUCAAGAACAAGCUGGCCCAGAAGUAUGACCACCAGCGGGAGCAGGAGCUUCGAGAGUGGAUCGAGGGGGUGACAGGGCGCCGCAUUGGGAACAACUUCAUGGAUGGCCUCAAAGAUGGCAUCAUUCUUUGCGAGUUCAUCAAUAAGCUCCAGCCAGGCUCCGUGAAGAAGGUCAAUGAGUCGACCCAAAAUUGGCACCAGCUGGAAAACAUCGGCAACUUCAUCAAGGCCAUCACCAAGUAUGGGGUGAAGCCCCACGACAUUUUUGAGGCCAACGACCUGUUUGAGAACACCAACCACACCCAGGUGCAGUCCACCCUCCUGGCCCUGGCCAGCAUGGCCAAGACGAAAGGGAGUAAGGUGAACGUAGGGGUGAAGUAUGCAGAGAAGCAGGAACGGAAAUUUGAGCCAGAGAAGCUAAGAGAAGGGCGGAACAUCAUCGGGCUGCAGAUGGGCACCAACAAGUUUGCCAGCCAGCAGGGCAUGACGGCCUAUGGCACCCGGCGUCACCUCUACGACCCCAAGCUGGGCACGGACCAGCCCCUGGACCAGGCCACCAUCAGCCUGCAGAUGGGCACCAACAAGGGAGCCAGCCAGGCCGGCAUGACUGCACCCGGGACCAAGCGACAGAUCUUCGAGCCAGGGCUGGGCAUGGAGCACUGCGACACACUCAACGUCAGCCUGCAGAUGGGCAGCAACAAGGGGGCCUCACAGAGGGGCAUGACAGUGUAUGGGCUGCCACGCCAGGUCUAUGACCCCAAGUACUGCCUGACGCCCGAGUACCCGGAGCUGGGCGAGCCCGCCCACAACCACCACGCGCACAACUACUACAACUCUGCCUAGGGCCCUGGGCCCCCCACCCUGCCUUCCCCCCCCCCAGGGAGGCUAGCUGCUGCUCUCGGCAUGGCCGAGCUGGCCCCGCCGACCCCCUCCCCUGCAUGGCGUCCUCCAGCCCCCUGGCACCUGCCUACAGGGUUAGCGUUGUGGGGGGGCAGACUGGGGGGGGCGUGUGUGUCGGGGGGAAGGGGGCCCUCCUCCCUGGAGCGCCGCAGGAUCCAACAUCGAGCCGGGUGUGCCCAACAGCACCCAAAGGACGCACUGAGCAAAGCUACCCCAGCUGUCCCCCCACUCCCUCACAGGUGGGUCCCCGCAGGGCAAGAAGUCCCCCCAAGCAAAGCCCCCAGAGCCCAGGCUCGGCCCGCCCCCACCCCAUCCCCGCAGUGGGAGCAAACUGCAUGCCCAGAGGCGCAGCGGACACACGCGGUUUGGUUUGCAGCGACUGGCAUAAAAUGUGGAUGUGACAGCGGCGUUUGUAAUGCAAGCACUUUCUUUUUCUAUUUCACUGGAGCACAAUAAACAGCUGUAAAAUCAU